This is a messenger RNA of Thlaspi arvense, 1606 nucleotides long. The record is from the annotation of a GenBank genome assembly. Lineage: Eukaryota; Viridiplantae; Streptophyta; Magnoliopsida; Brassicales; Brassicaceae.
AUGGAGGGGAGGAAAUUGAAUUUGUAUGCUCCAUUACCAUCAAUAAGGCGAAUCUUGAGCAAAACAGAGCGUACAAGUGAACCAGAGAACAAGAAGACGACGAUUACCAGAUCAGAGCUUCGAUCAUGUCCCGACACAGAACAAGAAACGCCGGUUUUUGUAUUACCAGACCAAAGCUUUGAUCAUCUCACAGAACCAGCUUCAAUUCCUUUUUUGUGGGAGCAAAUCCCUGGAAAACCAAAAGAUGACAUGGCUACAUUGAUUCAAGAAUCAGGUUUACUAGAAACCGAUGAAGAUGAAGAUGAAGAUGAAGAUGAAGAGGAUGAAGAUUUGGAUACGGUGUCUUCAAAUGUGAGUUUCUCUGUUAAUUGCAGCACAAGUGGAGUGAGCGAAAUCGAGAAGAACGGUGAGAAAUCUGACGAUGUGUCUUCUAAAGCAAGUCUCGAUCUAAUGAUGUCGAGGUUCUUGCCAGCUGCUAAAGCAAUGGCUUUCACACAUCAGAAACAUCAGUCUUCUUCUGCCUAUAACUCUUCAGAGCAGAAGCAAACCAUACAGAGCAGAGAAGCUCUUAGCUCAUUCAAGAUUUCAAACCCGGUUCCUCUGGAUGCAGGAUCAAACCGGGUUAUUAAACAUUCAGGUGAUCAAACCGGUUUACCAAACUGGUCAACUAGGCGUCUUUCCGGUUUUAUCUCUCCGUACCGAACCUCUUGUUCGGAAACCGGUUUUCUUGGAGCUACAGAGAAACCAGAGAGCCUCAAGAGGCUAAACAGAGGAAUAAGCAAGUCUCAAGAACUGUAUCCAACAAGAACAAGAAGAGAGAUUCUUCCUAACUAUUCAAAUUCUGGAGAAAUCAGAAUGACUCGAAACUCCAUCUCAACUCCUUCGAGGAUCCAACGGACAACGAUUCAAGACUCGAGGUUUCUUGCGGAAGAAGUUAAUCGAAGAAGAAGUAUAAGCAGCAGCAACAGGUCAGGGAAUCUUCUGAAAGCAUCGCCGGAUUAUACGGCGACGAUUUCUCCGCCGCCUUUACCGGAAACCCCGUCUCGACCGUGGCUCAGACGAACACUGCUUCCUCCGGUGAACCCGAGACCGUACGGCGUGGUUUUAGGUCAAGUUGGUUCCAAGAAACAGAAUCAAGAAGUUCUUGAAUCUACGAAAUGGGAAAAAAUGGUUAAAACAUCGUAUGUCCAUAACGACCACGUUCGUUAUUCUCAGGAACUGAUUGGUUAUCCCUCUCGCCAGCAAAAUACAUGAGACCAGACAUACUGUUUUUACAGGAAAUUUAAAUUAAUAAAUACAUUUUAAAACUUGCCUCUUAUUUUUCUUGAAGGCAACACGAAUUACCCGAGAUUGAAAUUUUUUUUUCCCAUUUUUUCGUGUGAUAUAUAUAAUUGUGGCGUUUGUUUUUCCGACCGCAUACUGUAUUUUGUAAUUGGAAGACCUAAUGUUUUGUUAUGUUUGAUAAAAAAUAUGGAUUCUGUGGCGAACCGGUUAUGACUCAUCCGGUUUAGACCGGGACAAUUUCACAAUAUAACCACGCUGUUUCAUAAUGUAGAAUCAUUAGUUAAUCAAAUCACCUUAUUAAAUUUGAAACUAGAGUUAUAUU